CUGCCAGUUGCUCAGAGUGUUUCAGAGUCUGUCAGGUCCACACAGCUGCUGCUGAUGAAGAUGAUGAAGGUGAUGAAGGUGUCAGAGCUGCUCCUCAUCCUCUCUUGUGUCCUCUGUGUCCCAGCAGACAAUCUACAUGAGUAUAUUCGUAUCGCCGGCUGUUCAGACUCCGGAGAGUCAAAUGGAGAGUUCAUGUAUGGACUUGACGGUGAAGAACUGUAUUACUCAGACUUCAACAACAAGAGAGGAGUUUACCCUCAGCCUGACUUUGUAGAUGGUAUCAACUACGGGGACCAGAUUUUUCAGUUCUCUCAGGGUGAACUGGAAUCCUGCAGAUGGAACCUGAAACUAAAUCUAGUCAACUUUAAGAACCUACCACUGCAGCUCGAUCCUCCUUCAAGUCCGAUUGUCUACCUGAAAGACAAGGUGGAGCUCGGAGUCCAGAACACGCUGAUCUGUCAUGUUACCGGUUUCUACCCUGCUCCUGUUAAACUCUACUGGACCAAGAACGGACAGAACAUGACUGAAGGAACCAGCAUCAAUGUUCCCUACAUCAACACAGACGGUUCCUACAGACAGACCUCCAGACUGGAAUUCAUCCCACAGCAGGGAGACAUCUACAGCUGUAGAGUGACUCACCCAGCGACCGAACCACUGACCAGGAUAUGGGAUGUGGAGGUGCAGCAGCCAGGUGUUGGACCUGCAGUGUUUUGUGGACUGGGUCUGACUGUCGGUCUGCUCGGUGUGGCGGCUGGAACCUUCUUCCUUGUCAAAGGAAACGAGUGCAGCUGAUUGGCUGGAGCUGAUGAUGUCAUCAGUAUCAGCUGCUGCCUGAAGUGUUUUUCUUCAUUUUAAGCUUGAACAUGUUUCUGUCUGCGUUCUGUAGAUAAUGUAUUUGAACUCUUCACUAACUGUUGCAGCUUCCACACAAACACUCUGAUUUCUCUGCAGCACGUUCACUCUGAACCUGUAACACUAUAAAUAUCUGUGUUUGAUUUUAUGUUCAAUGGACAGUUUUUAUCAAAUAAUCAUUUUAUGAACAUGUACUCUCAUAACGUACUUUAAUGUGAACAAGAGUCACAAAUAAAGAUGAGAAAUGAGUGUAUUGAUA
Thunnus maccoyii (southern bluefin tuna) is the source of this 1111-nucleotide messenger RNA. RefSeq names its product RLA class II histocompatibility antigen, DP alpha-1 chain-like. The transcript has 4 exons. Gene Ontology annotation, cellular component: MHC class II protein complex; membrane. The record is from RefSeq and is a predicted model, not a curated record. Gene Ontology annotation, molecular function: MHC class II protein complex binding. The coding region runs from base 55 to 792 and encodes 245 amino acids. Gene Ontology annotation, biological process: peptide antigen assembly with MHC class II protein complex; antigen processing and presentation of exogenous peptide antigen via MHC class II; immunoglobulin production involved in immunoglobulin-mediated immune response. Lineage: Eukaryota; Metazoa; Chordata; Actinopteri; Scombriformes; Scombridae.